Messenger RNA from Entamoeba invadens IP1, 2010 nucleotides. Its product is annotated as serine/threonine protein kinase ppk15, putative. NCBI's taxonomy places the organism in Eukaryota, Evosea, Mastigamoebida, Endamoebidae. The coding region runs from base 1 to 2010 and encodes 669 amino acids. The record is from RefSeq and is a predicted model, not a curated record. The transcript has 2 exons. Gene Ontology annotation, molecular function: ATP binding; protein tyrosine kinase activity; protein serine/threonine kinase activity. Gene Ontology annotation, cellular component: cytoplasm. Gene Ontology annotation, biological process: peptidyl-serine phosphorylation; peptidyl-threonine phosphorylation.
AUGAAAAGCACGAGUUAUCACCACAGAAAAAAAUAUAUAACAAAUGAGUACCACGUCAACUAUUUAGCAUCGGAAGAUGGUUUUUUUAAACCAUUUGAAGAUCAAAAGACGGAACGAGUGAUUGAUUUAGAAAGUAAAGUUCGCUUAAGCACUGUGGGGUAUGUGGACGCUCUCCGGACGUGCAACCAAUGCCUGGACUUCUCACGAAUUAAGUCAAAACGCGUCAUCACUUCACCGCCCACCCCGGCACACAAUGACGGGAAGGAUAAUAUUAAGUAUGACUACAUCAUCACAACUGAUGAAGUGAUUGGUACUGGUGUUGUGGGUGUCACCGCGUAUGGGAAACGGCCUAAUUCGCGCUAUCGCAUUUUGUCGAAAUUGGGGGAAGGUGCCUUUGGACAAGUUGUGAAGUGUUACGACGAGGUCAAUAAAGUCUUUGUUGCUGUCAAAAUUCUCAAAAACCGCCCCGCCUAUUACAGACAAGCGAUGCUUGAAAUUGCUAUAUUACAGUUAUUAAGUGAACGCUUUGAUGUCGAGAACACGAGUAACACACUAAGAAUGGUUGACCACUUUGUCUUCCAUCACCACAUUUGCAUUGUAACUGAAUUGCUCUCAAUCAAUUUGUACGAACUGAUGAAACAAAACAAUUGUCGCGCCCUUUUUGUGGGUCUUGCAAGAAACAUUUUGACACAGAUACUCGAAUCUCUCACCGUGUGUUAUAAAAGCGGGAUCAUACACUGCGACUUGAAACCGGAAAACGUGUUGUUAGUAGAUAUGACAAAGAAGAUCAAACUCAUCGAUUUUGGUUCGGCUUGCUUUGAAAAUAGCACUUUAUACAGUUAUAUCCAGUCCAGGCACUACCGAUCACCAGAGGUUAUAUUGGGGUUGCCCUAUUCAACAGCCAUUGAUAUGUGGUCCUUUGGUUGUAUGGCUGCGGAACUCUUUGUUGGGAUACCAAUCUUUCCAGGAAACAGCGAGUACAACAUGUUGUAUAAGUGGAUCAACUUUUUGGGAUAUCCACCAAAGAAACUACUCGAUGCUGGAAAAAAGACGGAAAAAUACUUCAGGAGAAAGAGACCUGCUGAGAUGAAAGACAACGACGACGUCUGGAUAUUAAAAACGAAACGUGAGUUUGAAAGUGACAACGAUGUGUAUACAGAGCCGAAUCGAGAGUAUUUUGCAUAUAAAAGUCUCGAAGACAUUGCGAUGAAAGUUAAUUUUAGGGUCAGUGCGGAGGACGAACCAAGAAAAAUUGAGAUGAGAAGAGCUUUUCUGGAUUUCAUUCAGAAGUGCCUCAGAUAUGACCCCGAGAGUCGAAUGCGGCCCGAUCAAGCUUUGCAACAUCCUUUCAUCACAAAGAAGAGUCUGAGUGAAUACACGAUACAACCAUCUGAUGAACCCCUCAAAACUUUUCCGCCUGGGAGUCAAUUAAACAGCGAGGAUGUAUUAAAUAUGAUUGCGCCCAAUCCAGCAGCCGCAGCGAAGUUAAAGAGUAUGGGGUACAACGCGACAACAUAUUAUCAAGUGUAUGCCGAUGGACUCCGAAAAGGCAUUGUACUCAAUAUACUUAACUCUAAUCCGUUUGCAUUAAAUCCAAUGACUCCUCCUUCGCUGAUUCGCAUUUUUCAGAAGGAAAGUCUUGAAAGAUCGCCGAAGAAACUGUUAGAGAUGAAAGGCGGUGAAGGUGACAAAUUAGCACAGGCGCAAAUUCAGUUUAAACGAAUUGAGAAAAGCAUGGAAGAGGAUGUCGCCCAGAAAAGAGAGGGAAAAACACAGAAACUCAAAGCACCACAACCAAUCGAUAAACAAGGAAAGGAGGAACUUAACAAGAAAAGAGCGACGGACGGGUGGGGCGAACAAAAGGUUGUACAUGAAAAUGUCGAGAAGGAGAAGAGAGAGAACAAAGAAACGUUUUUGGGAUCCUAUGUUGCGGGUGUUGUUGUAGAGAAGAAAGAAGACAUGGGGAGCUGGAGCACUAAUGUUGGCAUGAUCGUGCCGAGGAAGAAUUGA